CGUUCUAUGUUAUUUUAUUGAUGCGAAAUUUUCCAAGGAAAUAGAGGGAAAGGGAGAAUUAUUUGGUAAUUUAAUAGUUCAAUAAUACAUUUUUAUCUACUUUUAAUAGAAAUAAACAAAAGUAAGGAUAUAUUAAAAGUAAUUUGGAAAUGGGUGAUAUAAAAUCAUUUUUUCACCAAUGGUGUGGAAAAAAUGGGAAAGAUCCAAUAUUUGAUGUAAGACCAACAGGCCCAAAACAUAGACAACGGUUUCUGUGCGAAUUACGUGUACCAGGAUUCGAUUAUGUUGGUGCAGGCAAUUCGACUAAUAAAAAAGAUGCUCAAGGAAAUGCUGCUAGAGAUUAUGUUAAUUAUUUAGUACGAGCAGGGCAUGUCAAUCAAAAUGAUGUCCCUAAAGAUACAUCGAAUAUAAUGCCACCGGCAUUAGGGCCAGAUAUCAAGUUGGAGCCGUUACCUCCAAUAAAAUCAGUCUUUCAAGAUGGAAUGGGUCCUAACGAUAUAGGCCAAGCAUAUCGACCAUAUAACGAACAUGGUCAAAGUAACUAUACAUAUAUAGAUAGGUUGGCCGAUCAAAAGAAAGUAGAAGACGCAGAGGAUGUUGAUGUUAAUUCUGGGAUUCACGGAAAUUGGACAAUAGAAAAUGCAAAAUCAAAACUGCAUCAGUUUAUGCAAACUAACAAAAUUAAUGCAGAUUAUAAAUAUACCCCAGUGGGUCCAGAUCAUACGAGGAGUUUCAUGGCAGAGAUGACAUUCUAUGUGAAACAACUUGGACGAAAUGUUACCGGCCGUGAAACAGGAUCUAACAAACAAACCGCUUCAAAAAGCUGUGCCUUGUCCAUCGUUCGACAAUUAUAUCACCUUGGUGUCAUAGAAGCAUUUAGUGGCACCUUGAAAAAAAAUAAAGAUGCAGAACAAAUCAAGCCAUAUCCAGUUAAAAUUUCUCCAGAACUAGAAUCACAAAUUCAUGAUCUAUUGAGAAAUUUGGAAAUACAACCGGUCAACAUUCAUCUAACAGAGAAUUCAAGAAAAAGUCCAACACAACAUUCUUCGCAAUCUCAACCAAGCGUAGGAGUUUCAUUAUUAACAAAUCAAAUUCUAGAUGAUUUCAUAUCAUCUGUACCACAACCAGCAGGUGUAGUCAGUUGGUCUCCUCCACAACAAAAUUGGAAUCCAUGGACUGGAUGUAAUAUUGAUGAAGGACCUAUGGCAAUGAUGACUUUAGAUAGAUUAUCAGAUGAAUUAAUGCAUGAGCAACGAGAAAGACUGCAACAAGAUUCUAAAUUACUAAGUAGCAUAAAAGAUAGAUCAACUCUACCAGUCUUUCUAAAGAAAAAUGAGAUCAUGAAUGCCAUUAACGAUAAUCCAGUUAUUAUCAUUCGUGGAAAUACAGGCUGCGGAAAAACUACUCAAGUUUGCCAGUUCAUUUUGGACGAUUAUAUUGCUUCGGGUCAAGGUGCAUUAUGCAGCAUUGCUAUUACGCAACCUAGACGAAUUUCAGCUGUAUCUGUGGCAGAUCGUGUUGCUGCUGAAAGAUGCGAAAAUUUGGGACAAUCGGUUGGAUAUUCCGUACGUUUUGAAUCAUGCUUACCUAGGCCCUAUGGAGCUAUAAUGUUUUGCACCGUUGGAGUACUUUUAAGAAAAUUAGAAGGUGGACUACGAGGAGUGUCUCAUGUAAUUGUUGACGAAAUUCACGAAAGAGAUGUUAAUUCAGACUUUAUUAUGGUUGUUCUUCGUGACAUGAUACACAUGUAUCCCGAUCUAAGAAUUAUUCUUAUGUCAGCUACCAUUGACACUACUUUAUUUAGCCAAUAUUUUAAUAAUUGUCCAGUAAUUGAAAUUCCCGGUAGAUCGUUUCCCGUUCAACAAUAUUUCUUAGAAGAUUGCAUACAAUUGACUAAUUUUGUUCCACCUAUGGAUUUGAAGAAACGUAAGAAUCGUGAUUCGGAUGAUCUACCUACGGACGGAGAACCUGAAGAAAAUUUAAAUAAAGUUAUUAGCACUGAUUAUACCAUUCAAACGAAAAAUGCCAUGGCACAACUCACUGAAAAAGAAAUAAGUUUCGAAUUGAUAGAAGCAUUACUUCAAUAUAUAAAAGGACAAGGUAUUCCUGGUGCAGUUUUAAUUUUCUUACCUGGUUGGAAUUUAAUAUUUGCAUUAAUGAAACACUUGCAACAACAUCCUAUUUUCGGUGGUAUGAGUUAUAUCGUUAUUCCGUUGCAUUCGCAAUUACCAAGAGAAGAUCAAAGAAAAGUAUUUGAUCCUGUUCCUUCCGGUGUGACAAAAAUAAUAUUGGCCACGAAUAUUGCUGAAACUUCUAUAACAAUUAACGAUGUAGUUUAUGUAAUAGAUUCCUGUAAAGCAAAAAUGAAAUUAUUUACUUCUCAUAAUAAUAUGACUAAUUAUGCUACCGUAUGGGCAAGCAAAACAAAUUUGGAACAACGUAAGGGACGUGCAGGUCGUGUAAGACCUGGAUUCUGUUUUCAUCUUUGCUCCAGAGCAAGAUAUAAUAGAAUGGAUGAACAUAUGACUCCAGAAAUGUUUAGGACACCUUUGCACGAAUUAGCAUUAAGUAUUAAAUUAUUAAGAUUAGGUAGUAUUGGUAAAUUCUUAUCAAAAGCUAUCGAACCACCACCCAUAGAUGCUGUAAUUGAAGCUGAAGUUGUCUUAAGAGAAAUGAAAUGUUUGGACAAAAAUGAUGAAUUGACGCCUCUCGGCAAGAUUUUAGCUCGCUUACCAAUAGAACCAAGAUUAGGAAAAAUGAUGAUUUUGGGAUGCAUGUUUCGAGUUGGUGAUGCACUUUCCACGAUGGCUGCAAAUAGUACCACAUUCCCUGAGGUGUAUAAUAUGGCUCCUGACGUAAGACGAUUGACAACGCAACAAAAAUGGUUUGCAGGCGCAAGAUACAGUGAUCACGUUGCUAUGUUACAUGCUUUUCAAGCAUGGGAAGAUGUUAGAGCUUCUGGUGAAUAUGCAGAACAAGCUUUUUGUGAUUCGAAAAAUUUAAGUUUACCUACAUUGAGAGUAACAUGGGAAGCAAAAAAUCAAUUACAAGCUCUUUUACAAAGUGCUGGCUUCCCUGAAGAGACACUAUGUCCAAAUGUAUUAAAUUAUCAAUCAGGUGCUGACAUUCAACUUGAUACAAUUACAGCUUUGUUAUGUAUGGGAUUAUAUCCAAAUGUUUGUUAUCACAAAGAAAAACGCAAAGUUCUUACAACCGAAUCGAAAGCAGCGCUUAUUCAUAAGACGUCCGUUAAUUGUAGCAACUUUGAGCAAAAUUUUCCAUUCCCAUUUUUCGUAUUUGGAGAAAAGAUUCGUACAAGAGCGGUAUCUUGUAAGCAAAUGACUAUGGUAUCGCCCAUUCAUUUAUUACUAUUUGGAUCUCGGAAGGUAGAAUACGUAGAUGGUUUAGUAAAAUUAGAUAAUUGGAUUAAUUUAGAUAUGAAUCCUCAACAUGCCGCAGAUAUUGUUGCAUUAAGACCUGCUUUGGAAAGUCUCGUUAUAAGAGCCGCUAAAGAUCCAGAAACGAUUUUAGAUUUGAGUCCGGUAGAACAAAAAGUAUUAAAUGUUAUUAAGUCAUUAUGUGGCAUGAACGCUUGUAGAUAUGAAUUAGAUCAAAUCAGUAGCGGCGGAUUUCAAUCACGUAGAUCACAAAGAGGACAUACAAUUGGUUACACUAGAGAUGAAGCAACUCCAUUGAAAAUGAUGCGAGGAAACGGUGGAUAUCGUAGACCUGCGGGAAGUUUUAGAGGAAAUAAUUUUGGUGGAAAUUCUGGUGGAUUUGGUAACGGAUAUGGGAUGGGUAAUAAUCGAUUUGGAAGAGGUGGAAAUUGGGGUGGUAGUGGUGGUGGUGGUA
This is a messenger RNA of Polistes dominula (European paper wasp), 3852 nucleotides long. RefSeq names its product dosage compensation regulator mle (gene mle). NCBI's taxonomy places the organism in Eukaryota, Metazoa, Arthropoda, Insecta, Hymenoptera, Vespidae. The record is from RefSeq and is a predicted model, not a curated record. Gene Ontology annotation, molecular function: RNA helicase activity; double-stranded RNA binding; 3'-5' DNA helicase activity. Gene Ontology annotation, biological process: positive regulation of transcription by RNA polymerase II; regulation of mRNA processing. Gene Ontology annotation, cellular component: ribonucleoprotein complex; intracellular anatomical structure; nucleolus.